AUGCAUACUUUUGAUGAUUGGGGUUUGGUGAUUGAACGAUGGACUGAGAAACCUCUGCCGGGUUACCUUCAAUAUGUGUCAAUUUGGGUCAGUAUCAGCAACAUCCCAGUUAACCCCUACACCAAGAGAGCUAUUUCCGAUUUCGGAGAUCCCAUCGGCCAUGUCGAAGAAGUUGCUAUCGAUCCAGAUAAACCUCAAUCUCAAGACUAUGUCAGGGUUAAUAUCCACUUUCAUGUCUCCAAACCAUUGAAGAAAUCAAGAGUUCUAAAUCUUCCGGGUGGUGGUCAAACAACAAUCUUUUACUACUAUGAAAAAGUCAAGAAGCGUUGCUAUCAUUGUGAAAGACUAACGCAUGCAAAGGAUAGAUGCCCUUUCCUGGAACAUGCACAAAGCUCAGAUCAAGUUGGUAUCAAUCCCUUAUCUGGCCGUCCACAGAUUGCCCCUGAAAUUCUUCAAGAAAUGCGUAACUACCUCCUUGCUUCAAGCUCUGAAGAUAUACAUGUCCGUGAACAGCGAGUAAUCGCCUCAGUUAAAGAAGCCGAGAAGAAUCCUAUCACUCAAAGAAAGGUUCUGCAACUCACUCCCCCUCUGGUAUUCACUUCAGACAUCAACAAAGGCAAAGGAGUUGUCUUUAGCUAUGAUAAAGAAGACAAGCUUAACAAUCCUCUUAUCUCAAUCUCUAAGCCAAAGCUUAUGGCCUCAGCAAUAUCUCCAGGACAGUCUCUUUUCAACUCUACAACCAAUUUCUAA
This is a messenger RNA of Brassica napus (rape), 750 nucleotides long. RefSeq lists its product as uncharacterized. The transcript has 2 exons. The coding region runs from base 1 to 750 and encodes 249 amino acids. The record is from RefSeq and is a predicted model, not a curated record. NCBI's taxonomy places the organism in Eukaryota, Viridiplantae, Streptophyta, Magnoliopsida, Brassicales, Brassicaceae.